Molecule: messenger RNA, 3278 nt
Organism: Spea bombifrons (plains spadefoot toad)
Lineage: Eukaryota; Metazoa; Chordata; Amphibia; Anura; Pelobatidae
Gene: CUL5
Product: cullin 5
Exons: 19
Coding region: 47-2395 (782 amino acids)
Biological process (GO): protein ubiquitination; SCF-dependent proteasomal ubiquitin-dependent protein catabolic process
Cellular component (GO): SCF ubiquitin ligase complex; Cul5-RING ubiquitin ligase complex
Molecular function (GO): ubiquitin protein ligase binding
Source: RefSeq, a predicted model, not a curated record
AGAGAGAGAUCUCGCGGGAUCCGGCGGGAGGACAAGUUGGGGGAGUAUGGCGGGGACGUCGUCUAAUCUGUUAAAGAAUAAGGGUGCACUUCAGUUUGAAGACAAAUGGGAUUUUAUGCGACCCAUAGUUCUGAAGCUGCUGCGUCAGGAGGCCGUCACGAAGCAGCAAUGGUUCGACUUGUUCUCGGAUGUGCAUGCGGUUUGCCUGUGGGAUGAUAAAGGCCCUGCAAAAAUCCACCAGGCAUUAAAAGAAGACAUACUUGAUUUCAUAAAGCAAGCGCAAGCAAGAGUGUUAAGUCAUCAGGAUGACACCGCUUUGCUUAAAGCUUAUAUUGUGGAAUGGCGCAAGUUUUUCACGCAGUGCGAUAUCCUCCCCAAACCUUUCUGCCAGCUAGAGAUCACUCUAAUGGGGAAGCAAGGAAGCAACAAGAAAUCAAACGUCGAAGACAGUAUUGUGCGGAAGUUAAUGCUGGAUACGUGGAAUGAGUCUAUCUUCUCAAAUAUAAAAAACCGCCUCCAGGACAGCGCAAUGAAACUGGUCCACGCGGAGCGGUUGGGGGAGGCCUUCGAUUCGCAGCUUGUAAUCGGUGUAAGAGAGUCAUACGUUAAUUUGUGCUCCAAUCCGGAAGAUAAACUCCAGAUUUAUCGGGAUAACUUUGAAAAAGCUUACUUGGAUUCAACAGAGAGGUUUUACCGAACCCAGGCGCCUUCUUACCUGCAACAAAACGGUGUUCAGAAUUACAUGAAAUAUGCGGAUGCUAAACUGAAAGAAGAAGAGAAGAGGGCUCUGCGGUACUUGGAGACGAGGCGGGAGUGUAACUCUGUGCAGGCGUUAAUGGAAUGCUGUGUAAACGCUCUUGUGACGUCCUUCAAGGAGACUAUUUUAGCAGAAUGCCAAGGAAUGAUUAAGCGCAAUGAAACAGAAAAAUUACACUUAAUGUUUUCUCUAAUGGACAAAGUCCCGAACGGAAUUGAGCCCAUGUUAAAAGAUUUGGAAGAGCACAUUGUCAGCGCCGGUUUAGCUGACAUGGUGGCAGCUGCAGAAACCAUUACUACUGAUUCCGAGAAAUACGUAGAGCAGUUACUGACCUUGUUUAAUAGAUUCAGCAAACUAGUUAAAGAGGCUUUUCAAGAUGACCCGCGAUUCCUUACUGCUCGAGAUAAGGCGUACAAGGCUGUUGUAAAUGAUGCAACAAUAUUUAAACUUGAGUUACCUCUGAAGCAGAAAGGGGUGGGACUGAAAACACAGCCGGAGUCAAAGUGCCCUGAACUGCUUGCAAAUUACUGUGACAUGUUGCUAAGAAAAACACCGCUAAGUAAAAAGCUGACAUCAGAAGAAAUUGAAGCAAAGCUGAAGGAAGUAUUGUUGGUGCUGAAGUACGUACAGAACAAAGAUGUGUUCAUGAGAUACCAUAAAGCCCACCUCACCAGGCGCCUUAUUUUAGACAUCUCUGCUGACAGCGAAAUUGAAGAAAACAUGGUGGAAUGGCUAAGGGAAGUCGGCAUGCCCGCUGAUUACGUUAACAAGCUUGCAAGAAUGUUCCAAGAUAUUAAAGUAUCCGAAGACUUAAAUCAAUCUUUCAAAGAAAUGCAUAAAAACAAUAAAUUGGCUUUGCCAGCCGAUUCUGUGAAUAUUAAAAUAUUAAAUGCCGGCGCCUGGUCACGAAGCUCUGAAAAGGUCUUUGUAUCCCUCCCUACUGAGCUUGAAGAUCUCAUUCCUGAAGUAGAAGAGUUUUACAAGAAGAACCACAGCGGUAGAAAGCUGCACUGGCAUCAUCUCAUGUCAAACGGCAUCAUUACCUUUAAGAAUGAGGUUGGACAGUACGACCUGGAGGUGACCACGUUUCAGCUGGCCGUUCUGUUUGCUUGGAACCAGAGGCCUAAGGAGAAAAUUACCUUUGAAAAUCUUAAACUUGCAACAGAGCUUCCAGAUGCAGAGCUAAGGAGGACUCUCUGGUCUCUUGUAGCUUUCCCGAAGCUGAAGCGGCAAGUCCUAUCAUACGAACCGCCGGUGAACUCCCCAAAAGACUUCACGGACGGCACCCUCUUUUCUGUGAACCAGGAGUUCAGCUUAAUAAAAAAUGCAAAAGUUCAGAAAAGAGGAAAGAUCAACUUAAUAGGGCGCUUGCAGCUGACCACAGAAAGAAUGCGGGAGGAAGAAAAUGAAGGCAUUGUCCAGCUGAGAAUAUUGAGAACACAGGAAGCCAUCAUUCAAAUAAUGAAGAUGAGGAAGAAAAUCACCAACGCCCAGCUCCAGACUGAACUUGUAGAAAUUUUGAAAAACAUGUUCUUGCCCCAGAAGAAAAUGAUAAAAGAGCAAAUCGAGUGGCUCAUAGAACACAAAUACAUCCGCAGAGAUGAGUCUGAUAUCAACACCUUCAUAUACAUGGCAUAAUCCAGAGACCUGUCCUCCCUAUGGAAAGCAUGAAACGUACUCUGGGCAGGUUAUCGCAAAUGUUUAUGCUAAAAGCCAACUCCUCCAGACUUACAUUGCAUAAAUAUUGCAGCCCCUGCCUCACCUUAACAACUUUAAGUAUUUCUUUUGAGGUUUGCCAAUUUCAUUCUGCCAGCAUGACAGCGUUCCCUCCAUGUUGCUUUUACCAGCAUGCUGUUUUAACGAACACAACGCUUUCUGGAGAACACAGCCGGAGUUUGUAAAGUAGAUUUCUUUUUGCUGGAACCAGAAGCAUCGUGUUUUAUUUUUUGUUUUUGUUUUGUUUUUUUGUUAAAAUGCACCUGUCAUACAACCAUGAUUUUUGAAGUUCUUGAAAGAACGACAUGUUUUUGAUUGUACACUAGGAAAGCCAAGUGGCUAGCAAAUGUAUUGAUCAAAAAGGUAUUUUAACCCAGGGUCUAUGUGCGCAUCUGUAGAUCGUUUCCAAGUAAUUGUUACCGCUGAACGAGAAGUAAGUGUAUUGGAUUCUCCCAGCGUAUCGUGGGGUCAGUAGCCGUGCACUACCCACUCGUUGGCGCAGACUGGAUCACGAUGUUCUUUUGACUGUACAUUUGCUUACAGAUCGUGUGUUUUGACCUUCGAAGAGCAGACCUGUCACUUUAAAGAAUUCGGGUCCUGGGGAAGGGGACAUCACUGUGCACUGAUGAACUGUUACUUUCUUUCUCUUUUUUUUUUAAGUGUUAAACCUAAGAAUUGGCACUUUUCACCUUGGAGUAUGACAUUGACUGAACGUUAUCUAUGGAUCCUUGCUGCACAGUUGUUGUGAAUCUUUUAUGCAUAUCAUAAUUUAAAUGGUUUGUAAUAGUAAAAAAUGUUGACCCCC